Molecule: messenger RNA, 537 nt
Organism: Hyalella azteca
Lineage: Eukaryota; Metazoa; Arthropoda; Malacostraca; Amphipoda; Hyalellidae
Exons: 3
Coding region: 118-537 (139 amino acids)
Source: RefSeq, a predicted model, not a curated record
CGAGCGGAGAAGACGAGCGGGCCGGCGAGGGAAGUUGAGUUUUUGUCAACAUUGCAACUGUACUCCAACGAGACGCGGUCCAGUCUCGCGCACCAUUUUCAAAACGUAGUUGGUGUAAUGAAAGAUACGAUGACAUCGUCUUGGGUGCCAGGCGCAGGCAAGCAACUGUUCCCAGGCGCGAAGCCUGCGUGCCUGUCUUGCCAGGUGCUGGCCAAGGCGCUGUUCCAGUUCCUCCGCAGCACCACAGACACCGCACUCUUCUACAAGAGCCUCAUUGCCAUCUGCCAGAAGCUGCUCUUCAGACAGCCUGGCGUCUGUUCGGGGCUCAUAAAGAAUGAGAAGGACGUGAUGGAGUACGUCGUACGUCGUGGUCAUGUCAAUCACGUUCAGUUGUGUGCACUCAUCUUCACCUCCAGCUACUUCCCCACUCCGCCCUGUGGACUUCAAUUCCAGGACAAGGAUUGGAGCGUUAAUAUUCCUGGUCCUAUUCCUACUGGAUCCUCGGGUCAGCUCAAAGAUGAGGUAAAUUUAAAUUAG